AUGGCCAACAACGCGCGACAAAGCGCCGCGGCGCAUGACGAAGAAGAUUAUAGCUACGAUCUUAGCAACGCCAUAUAUGGUCACUUCCCCAUCUCACCCCACCAGUCACGCGCCACUUCCCCAAACUCUUCCAAGAAAAGAAAACCCAUCACCACCAGCGCCAACCAAAAUCUCGCCAGAAAAACCACCAUCUCACUCAACCGCCACAACGCACCUCCAACCUGGCUUCCGCAAGCCCAGCAAUCUGGCAAAAGAGAAUACAACAUGUCCAUCCACCAGAGCACGUGCUUGAACCUGAACAUGGCGGCGUCGGGACAGAGCUCAGAAUCCGAUCUGUGGAUCUUGCCCGAACUCGACGACUGGGAGGAAGGCGAGGAGACGGAGACGGAAUCGAGUAGCCAGGGCACCCUAUCGCCAUCGGCAUCGCAAUCGUCGACAACAGCACCCCAACUGCCAGCAGCAUCUCAGGGACCCAACAAGUGGGCUGGGAGCUUUUUCCGCCGUGCGGCAAAUAGUAAUUUGGAACGUCUGCGGACUCGUCUCGAGGGUGAUGGCUGGGAUUUUGUGGGCGGGCGGUAUCGUGAUGAUGAGAUGAAGUGUCUGAGUGGUGGUGGUGGUGUUGAGGGAGAGGAGAGUUUGGAUGAGGAGUUUGAUGUUGUUGUUUUGUCGGGCGAGAGGGGAGUGUAG
Messenger RNA from Alternaria arborescens, 687 nucleotides. RefSeq lists its product as hypothetical. The record is from RefSeq and is a predicted model, not a curated record. NCBI's taxonomy places the organism in Eukaryota, Fungi, Ascomycota, Dothideomycetes, Pleosporales, Pleosporaceae. Bases 1 to 687 code for a protein of 228 amino acids. The transcript has a single exon.